AUGACUUCGACCGCGACAGCUCAGAAUCUCUCUUUUGUCCUCGAGGGUAUCCACAAGGUCAAGUUCGAAGACCGACCAGUGCCACAACUUAAAAACCCCCACGAUGUCCUGAUCAACGUCAAGUACACCGGUAUCUGCGGUAGUGAUGUGCACUAUUGGGAGCAUGGUGCGAUCGGCCAAUUCGUGGUCAAGGACCCCAUGGUACUCGGUCAUGAGUCGGCCGGCGUGAUCAGCCAGGUUGGGUCAGCGGUCACUACGUUGAAGGUGGGCGACCGGGUGGCCAUGGAACCCGGCAUUUCAUGCCGUCGGUGUGAGCCCUGCAAGAGCGGCAAGUACAACCUGUGCGAGAACAUGGCCUUUGCCGCGACCCCGCCCUAUGACGGCACCCUGGCCAAAUACUAUGUCCUCCCGGAGGACUUCUGCUACAAGCUGCCCGAACACCUCUCCCUGCAGGAGGGUGCCUUGAUGGAGCCCCUCGGCGUGGCGGUUCACAUCGUCCGACAGGCGCAAGUCAGCCCGGGACAGACGGUAGUCGUGUUCGGGGCAGGGCCCGUGGGGCUGCUCUGCUGCGCUGUGGCAACCGCCUUUGGUGCAUCUAAGGUGAUUGCAGUGGACAUCCAGGAGUCGCGGUUGGCUUUUGCUAAGGAGUAUGCGACUACGUCGACCUUCAUGCCCUCGAAGGCAUCCGCGAUCGAGAAUGCCGAGCGGUUGCGCCAGGAGAAUGACCUUGGGGCCGGUGCCGAUGUGGCCAUUGACGCAUCGGGCGCUGAGCCCUCGGUCCACACGGGCAUCCACGUCCUCCGCACUGGAGGCACCUAUGUGCAAGGUGGCAUGGGCCGCAGCGAGAUUCAAUUCCCCAUCAUGGCCGCAUGCUCGAAGGAAUUGACCCUCAGGGGUAGCUUUCGCUACGGCAGCGGAGACUACAAGCUUGCUGUCAGCUUGGUUGCUUCGGGUAAGGUAGAUGUGAAGAAGUUGAUCACCGGCACCGUCAAGUUUGAGGAGGCCGAGAGUGCAUUCAAAGACGUCAAGGCCGGCAAGGGCAUUAAGACUCUGAUUGCUGGGAUCAACGAGUAA
This is a messenger RNA of Penicillium macrosclerotiorum, 1074 nucleotides long. RefSeq names its product NAD(P)-dependent alcohol dehydrogenase. Gene Ontology annotation, molecular function: zinc ion binding; L-iditol 2-dehydrogenase (NAD+) activity. Gene Ontology annotation, biological process: D-sorbitol catabolic process. The transcript is spliced from 3 exons. The record is from RefSeq and is a predicted model, not a curated record. Lineage: Eukaryota; Fungi; Ascomycota; Eurotiomycetes; Eurotiales; Aspergillaceae. The coding region runs from base 1 to 1074 and encodes 357 amino acids.